AUGGGAAAACUAUUACUUAUUUUCAUCAUUACAUUUACACUUUGUGAUGUCCUUAAAGCGUGUGUUACAGCUAAUACCGAUGUUCAUAUUGAGAGUAAUUUGAACAAUCUAGUACUUCAUUGCAAGUCAAAAGAUAAUGAUCUUGGAAAUGUUACUCGAAAUGCAGGGGAGGAAUUUGACAUCCAUUUUUGCGCUGAUUUUUGGGGAAGAUCAGUCUUCUCUUGCGAGUUUUACUGGGAAUCAAAGCACCAAGACUUUAUCGUUUAUGAGAGUAAACAUCCUGAAUAUUGUGAUGAAAAAGAUGAUUAUGGUUCAUACAAAACUGAUUGUUAUUGGAAAGUACAAGAAGAUGGAUUUUAUUUUCCUCAAUACUUUGAGCCUGAACCUAAUACAUGGUUUAAAAAAUAUGACUGGGAAUGA
Erigeron canadensis is the source of this 420-nucleotide messenger RNA. RefSeq names its product S-protein homolog 2-like. Lineage: Eukaryota; Viridiplantae; Streptophyta; Magnoliopsida; Asterales; Asteraceae. The record is from RefSeq and is a predicted model, not a curated record. Bases 1 to 420 code for a protein of 139 amino acids. The transcript has a single exon.